This is a messenger RNA of Mytilus californianus (California mussel), 2521 nucleotides long. Its product is annotated as galactose-binding lectin-like. The transcript has 2 exons. The record is from RefSeq and is a predicted model, not a curated record. NCBI's taxonomy places the organism in Eukaryota, Metazoa, Mollusca, Bivalvia, Mytilida, Mytilidae. The coding region runs from base 29 to 904 and encodes 291 amino acids.
UAGAAAAACGCAGAUAAAUUGAUAAAACAUGCCUUCAACAUUUUUAAUCAAACACAAAUCUGGCGGAAAGUUUAUACAUCCAAAAGGUGGACAUCGUAACCCGGCUAAUGACACAAAAUUGAUUCUCCAUCAAGAUAUACAUGACAGGAUGUAUUUUCAGCUUGAUGUUCAGGAAAGUCACUGGGGUUACAUUCGACAUGUUAGCAGCGGAAAAAUUGUUCAUCCUGAUGGAGGCCAUUUGUUUCCAGGUAAUGGUACCAACCUUGUUCUUCACUCAGAUUAUCAUGCAGGCGCACUUUUUGCACUUGAUAACGUUGAUGAUUAUAUAAUUCAUAAAGGGGGUAGAUUUGUUCAUCCAGACGGUGGAAGUCCAAAUCCCUGUAACGACACAUACGUGGUCCUGCAUGAAGACAAACACGAUGCUAUAAAGUUCCAAUUUGUUUCACCAGACGACAUCAAUAAAGAAGUCUUGAUCUAUGGAAAAACAUCGGUUAAUGGUCACUGGAGAAUAAUUAAUACAAUCAUAAAUCCAAUGGCAGAACAUACAUAUACCAUAUCGUUCACCGUGGGAAAGUCCAAGACGGAAAGCAGGAGUUCAACUUUUGCCUUUAAAUGGGAGAUUUCCUGUGGGUUUUCAGCUAAUACUGCAUUUGGAUCUGCCUCAGCGUCAAUGUCAGCUUCCACAGAAUAUAUGAUAAAGAAGGCACCAUCAAAUACUUGGUCGGAGCAAAAAACCGUAACCAAUCAAAUCAAAGUUUUUCCAGGAAAGUCUGUAGUAACAUGGCAGUAUGUUUUUGAUGUUGCCCAGUGUGAUCAUAAAGCUAUCUUCCAUAGCAACAUUCUGGCUGACACUGAUUCUGUAUGGAAUGAACCGGAAGACUUGGCUGGUGUUGCAUAUGAUUAAAACAAGCGGAUUAAAAUAAUUGUGCAUAUAUAUAAAAUCAUUGAAACAUUUUAAAAUUAAUUACUUAUUUAUUAUCUAACAUGAUUAUGACAAAACAAUAAUUCAGCUAGAACAAAACCUUAUAUAUGUAUCACACGUGAUGUGAUUACAAUUAACAUUUGUAUAAGUAAUAGUUGUAAUUAUGAGUAAUGGUUGUAAUAACAGUGUAGAGUUUAACUUGUACUAGUUUAUUUUCAUUUAUAGGCAGAAAUUAGCAUUUCAGAGUGUUUAUUAGAAGAUGUGUGCAAAAAAUCCUAUAACAUAUGAAGGGUAAAGAAAAGUUUUGUUUUAUUUCGCUGUCACUUUCAAAUCGUAAUUUCUCUUUUUAAUUCUAGCGUAGAUAUAAGAAAAAACGGAACAUCCAAAUUCAAUUUGCUUAACGACAAAAUUAGGUGUAAGCAGUGACAUGUAAAUCAUAGAAUAUAUAUUUUGUUUCUUUGAUUAGAAAAUGUGAUCCCUUACAACUGAUAUCAAAUUUUUCACGAUCAAGUCAUUUAAGUUGAAAUAACUUUUUAUGGAACGUUUGUUAAAAUUCCUUUGCACAUCUUUCUGGAUUUUCGUAACAUAAUUAGAUAGGGAAAAUAUGACUUCACACUUGUUACAUUCCUAACAUAAAUCAUGAUUUUUGAGGGAAAAUAUACGAAAUGAGCUUAAUUCAUAAUUAAAUGACAGAUAAACUGUCCAAUUACUACUGACUUAUUCAGUUUCGACUGCUUGAUUAAUCUUUUCAAAGCUAUAUGAAAUACAGGUUAAAAUUGAGUAAAAUGCAGCUAGUAAAAAUGAAACCAGUAGCACGAAGAAUGCUCUUUAUAUUCUGUUUUGACAUCUUAGAUGUAGCGGUUAGAGUUGAUGAAUAUAUUGGGUUCAAUGUACACGAUUUGUCCCUUAUAUUUGAGCAACAGGUUAGACACUCUUUUUACGUUGGCCGAAAUCUGGCGUCAUUGUAAAAACAAAACCUAAUGAAAUACAUGUCAAUAGUUCACUACUCAACAAUAAUUCAGUUCCGGAUAAUUGUUCAUUUUUGUUUUUCAUAAAAUGUCUUAUUGAAUCUGUGCUUAUAAACGCUAUACUUAGGAAAUGUUAUCGAUUUAUUUAUGGUUUUUUUUGCUUAGAUAGAGACUAGUAAAGUACCAUUUAAUAAUAUUUGUUGAUAAACGAAAAAAAAAAAAAACAAACACCAGUGUUAUUAAAUUUUUGAAAAAUGUAACUGUUACUGUUAUUUAGGAAUGAAAAGCAUAUCAUUAUAACCUUGCAAUUUAAUAACACUUAUUGUCAGAUAUUUAAAUCAACUCAGGGUAGUAUAGUGGUGUUAUAUUGCAAAAAAUUGAGCAAUUUGUAUAUUGUCUUCGCUUUAGUUAAACAAUCGUAUACAAAAUAAAACACAAAUUAAGAUAAUAGAUGUAUUUUCCAAGCAGAAAAAAAUACGUUAAUUUUGAGUUUCUAAAAUUUCUGAAACAAAAAUGUAACCAGAUGUUUAAAACAAUAAUGAAUAAGAAAAAAAUAUAGAAGUGCAAAUGUUAUUUGUCUAGCUAGUACAUGAUUUUCCAUCAAUCUUUUUAUGAAUAAAAUUAGUCUUCG